Epinephelus lanceolatus (giant grouper) is the source of this 940-nucleotide messenger RNA. It is a transcript of the gene arl14, whose product is annotated as ADP-ribosylation factor-like 14. Gene Ontology annotation, molecular function: GTPase activity; GTP binding. NCBI's taxonomy places the organism in Eukaryota, Metazoa, Chordata, Actinopteri, Perciformes, Serranidae. The record is from RefSeq and is a predicted model, not a curated record.
ACAAGGUUGUCAUUGCAUAAAACUCAGCUGAAUAAUAUUUUCUUACAGCUGCAAUAACUUUGCAUAACUCAAGAGAUAUCCUCUGCCUGGUGCAAACUUUGCCCCCUGGUAUGGCGCCUUAUCGGUGAGCUGUGAGUUAUUGUCAGCACGAAGCAAAUGGCUUAUCUAUUAAACUCCGGGCAACGCACUAAGCAAACACUGCGUCAAGAGAGUACUGUAAGAGGAAGAUGUGCCUAUCCCACUUGAUUUGACCGUCUCUACAUCUCCACGCUGUCAUGGGACUGCGAGGAUCUAAACAACCAGAAGCCCAAGUCCUCCUUCUGGGUCUGGACAACGCCGGGAAGUCGACCCUCCUCUACAAACUGAAACACAACGCGUGCGUCAGCACCGUCCCCACCAUCGGCUUCAAUGUGGAAAUGUUCGAGGCGAAAAAGAACAGGAAGAACAUCGCCGUAACCGUGUGGGACGUCGGUGGCCAGGGGAAGAUGCGCGAGCACUGGGAGAGCUUCCACCAGGACGCAGCAGCUGUGGUGUUUGUUGUGGACAGCUCCGGCAGGGAGCGCCUGGAGGAGGCGCGCAGGGAGCUGGAGAAGACGUUGAGGAGCGAGCAGCUGCGGGGCCGUCCGCUCGUUGUUGUCGCCAACAAGCAGGACGUGAACGGCUCUCUGACUGUCACUGAAAUCAAGGACGUGUUUAACCUGAAAAAGAUUUGUUCGGGUCGGGACUGGUUCGUUCAGCCUUGUUCCGCAUCGACGGGAUUUGGAGUUGAAGAGGCCUUCAGACGCGUGAUCCAAAUGGUCAAAUAAAACAUUAACUUUUGUUUAUAACGAAUAUGUUAUUUUCAUAUUAUUCACAAUAUGACAAAUUUAUUUUGAAACAACUUUGGAAAUCUGAACCUAAACUUCUUUAUACCAACAAUAAAUCACAUUUAAAGAGGUCA